CGGCGCGGGAGCGGCAGGAUCUUACGCGUAUAAUCAAAUGGACCGGCCCUCGAAUACAGCGGUGCAGGAGCGGCGCGGGGGCGGGCAACGAGCGGUGCACUCCAGUCAAGCGGUGACCGCCCGCGUUGCGCGUCUGCAUUACAUUUCGUUCGCGAAUAAAAACAAAUAUCUCGACAACACAACCAUGAACACAACACUACACCGCUAUAGUGCCGCGCGAUCUGCCCGCUGGUUUGGAGAACAGGUAUGCGUUGCCCGCCCCGCUGCCGCGCCGCCGCCGCCGCCGCCCCGCUGCCCGCAAAAUUCGAGGCAGAGGCCUAAGUGUACUGUACUACAGCCACCCAUGACGAACGAACGAAGAAGUGAUCCGGCACUUACGGUGGGGGAAGAAGGUGCGCAUAGCGUCGGCGCCUCCUUCUGGGUCUUCUUCUGCGGAGCGAAUCAGCGGCGGCUGACCUCGCCUCUCGCUCUCGCUCGGAGACCUCCUUCUGCAACAUGA
Molecule: messenger RNA, 499 nt
Organism: Nymphalis io (European peacock)
Lineage: Eukaryota; Metazoa; Arthropoda; Insecta; Lepidoptera; Nymphalidae
Exons: 3
Coding region: 38-499 (153 amino acids)
Source: RefSeq, a predicted model, not a curated record